Molecule: messenger RNA, 2659 nt
Organism: Centrocercus urophasianus (Greater sage-grouse)
Lineage: Eukaryota; Metazoa; Chordata; Aves; Galliformes; Phasianidae
Gene: CUNH11orf87
Product: chromosome unknown C11orf87 homolog
Exons: 1
Coding region: 113-577 (154 amino acids)
Source: RefSeq, a predicted model, not a curated record
AGAGGCUGUGCCGGCGGCACCGCGGGCAUUGCCGGGAGCGAGCCCGGCCCCCACUGAAAUUCCGGCGUCUUGAGAGAGGGGAGGAAGAUCCUCGUCUUCCGAAGCCUCCUCAAUGAGUGCCAAGCUCUCCAAGGAGUUGAGGCUGUCGCUGCCGCCUUGUCUCCUGAACAGGACGUCUGCCACCUCGAACGCCAGCAGCACCUGCAUCACGCAAGUGGGUCAGCUCUUUCAGUCCUUCUCCUCCACCCUCGUUCUCAUCGUCCUCGUCACCCUCAUCUUCUGCCUCAUCCUCCUCUCCCUCACCACCUUCCACAUCCACAAGAGGAAGAUGAAGAAGCGGAAGAUGCAGAAGGCACAGGAGGAGUAUGAGCGGGACCACUGCGCCCGCAGCAGCAGUGGCAGCCGGCACCCCGCACCGGGAGAGACCCCCCCGGAGAGAGACAGCCGCCUGGGAAGACCCCCCCGGGACUCGGAGAUCCAGCGGGCCCCCCCCAUGGCAGCCCCCAGCUCCCAGCCGGCACAGGCAGCUUUGGACACAGCUGGCGUGGGGCUCUUGCAGACGGUGAUUUUGUCAUGAUGGUUUAGGGGAACCCGGGAGAAGGCACCUUUGUAAAUACCGGAGUGAUUAUUCUAGUCCUCAAAGAAGAAGAAAACAUUGCUAAUUCUAAUGAACGAACAAGCCCAUGAUCCAAGCGCAUGACAGAUCACAUCGCGUUUCUCAUUGACUGUGCAAGGAAAGGAUGCGUCUUUGUGCUGGAGAAGGACCUGCACGCAGCGACCAUAUACCUAGCCUGGAGGAGAGAGUCAGGGGCAGGGAUCCCUUUUCCCUACACAUUGUUACCUCCAGGGCUGGGGUGAUCCCACUACUGGAUCCCCCCCUGCCCCCGUUGUCACACUGCAUGGCGUGGCUGGGGUGUGGAAUGGGGGGAGUGGCAGGUCUGGUGGGUGCCUUGGGACCCCGCCUGUCUUCUUGGGGCAGCUCUCUGUUGUGCUUGGAUCUGUGCCCCUGGCCCACCCUUCUUGUUUCUCUCCAGGACUGGAUCUUGUUUUGUGUAACACCCACCCCCAACUGGGUUUAGGUGAACUGCAGUGCCCUGCGGCCCCAUACUCCAGCUGCAACUUUCCUCUCCCCCCCCAGCAUCCAUCAUCUCUAAAUGCCCUCCCCAUGACACAACCCCCAAAACCACUGCCAUUCUGCGUGGUGGCAUGAGGUGAUACACCUCAGGGGGAAGAUGGCCUUGUUCCUCCUGGGGGUCCCAAAACAAACCCUGUUCUGCACCAGGCAUCCUGCUCCAACCCCGCUGCAGUUAAAGCUUCACCUCCCAGCAAGGAAUCCUGCAGCAGAACGGGGCUAGCUUCUACUUUUUUAGGCUGAUACAUAUUUUUACCCCUUAUAAUCUAGCAAGCAGUUAAGGACAGACAACACUUCAAAUUUCUUGCCUCUCCUCUUUUGAGGAACUAACCAGACAGUUGUGCAAAAUAUCAGCUCUUAAUGCCCAGCAGGUAUUUAUUUUGGAAGUAUGGUUUCUCCCUAGCAAACAGCAGUGGCUUUUGUCAGUGGUGGGCAGGUGCGGUGCUGCUAGUGCUGUGUGUGCUGGAGGAGCGUGGGGCAGCGUCCGGUGCAGCUUUGCUUAGCGAUUAAAUCAAAGCCCAUUCCUUGAAGGUGCCUUAACAGAGUGCCGUAUCCGAACUUUGAAACAUCUUGUGUGGUAUCAUAGCAGAGGCAGAUCUCUGCUGUGCAUGUUAACAUCUAAAGAAUACAGCAAAGGAAAAGUAAUCCCGAGGGAUUUUCUAAUUUUUUUUUUCCCCCCGUAUCCUGGCAUUCAGAGUGAUGAGUGAUGUGAUGAGGUAGCUGUAGCCCACAGGUUGUAACAUUCUGCUGUUCUCUGCCCCCUGGUGUGGCUGCUGGGUUGGAGAGCCCUUGUGCUGACAGCACAAAGGUGAAAAGAGGAAAGGGUGCCACAGCACUCUAGUCCAUGGACAGCACCAAUAUGCAGGGGUUUCAAGGCAGUGCUUCUCUUAACCCUGUCUUACCCCUUUGUGAUCUUGCCUGGUGGGAAAUUCCUGUUGGGUUUCAAUGCGUGCCUCCAGCAUCCAGCUCCAGGAGCUGUUCUACCAGCUGAGGUUGGUGCAGAAAUGAACAUGGUGUUGGUAGUGUGGUGUGGUGAGGUGGGAGUGAUGGCCGAUGCUUCCUGGUGUGACCAGAUGCUAACGGCUACUGCUGUGUUGUUGGGCAAGGAAAUGGGCUUUGUUUUGUUUCCCCUAAUAAAGGAUGCAUGAACUUUUGUGUUUAACCUCCUUAUGCAACCGCAACACAGUAUUGCACCGUAGGGAAUAGAUUUAGGACAGUGAGAAGUGUUCAGUGAACAGUAACGGAGCUUCUUGAUCGUGAUCUCCACUAAAUAGAGAUAUUAUUUUCCCCUUUAUUUUGUGCCUUUUCUUAAAAAUCAGUAUAUAAUUUUGAGUUUUAUAAAAGCAAUAAGAUGUUCCAAAUCACUCCAGUGCAUUUCUGGUUGAUGGUUUCACUUCUUUAGCGUCUCUAGUCAGACACUUUUCCUUCUGCCUUAUGCACUCAAGGCAUGCAAUAAUUCCCCAGAAGUGUACUGCUUGUCACAUCUCAUUGCAGUUAUAAAAUUGCCCUAUUUUUGAGGAAAAAAAA